GCAUAUUUGGAGUUUAUGGAAAGGAUAAUUUGGAAGCAGAUUCUCUUCCUGAGACAGGGGUGGAAGAAGAAUUGAAAGCAUCAAACAUGGAGAUGGCAAAUCCUUGCCGGAAAGCUCAUACUGUCUUACAGAGCACCCCACUGGAUCUUAUAGACACAGGAAAAAUUGUGAAGGUGCACACAGAGAAACCACAUCUUGUGAGUCUUGGAAGUGGGAGACUGAGCACUGCAAUCACUCUACUGCCAUUGGAAGAAGGGAGGACCACCUUAGGCCAUUCAUCCAAGGACAUUACUAUACAGGGCCCUGGUAUUGCUGCUACACAUUGCUACAUUGAGAAUAAAUGUGGCACACUCACCCUUUAUCCAUGUGGAAACCCUUGUUCUAUUGAUGGAGUUGCAAUCAUCCAGCCCACGCGUCUGAGACAAGGAUGUAUGAUCUGCUUGGGUCAAUCCACUUUUCUGAGAUUUAACCACCCAGCAGAAGCUCACUGGAUGAAAGCGAUGAUUCCUUCAACUGGUAGAAGCCCUUCAGCAGCUCUGUACUCCUCUGAAACAUUGCCCUCAAUGCUGAAUGGGUCUCGUGACGGAUACCAAGCUAGUAUACCUUCACAUACGUCACUUGUGAGCUCCAUUGAGAAAAACCUUCAAGAUAUCAUGGACUCUUUAGUUCUUGAAGCUCCUCUAACGAGGAAGGUGUCCCAGACAUCCAUUCACAGUAUUUCCUCUAUGUCUAAUGGAAGAAGUCAGCGCUUCCUGGUUUCACCACCUACAAGCCCCCUCUCCUCCAACUCUGGAUAUGAAAAUGCCUUUUCUUCUCCAUUAUCUUCCUCUGGCAGUGGAAGUCUUUCCAGUCCCUCAGCUGGGCAGGAUUUAGUAAACACAACUGUACCUCCUGUUGUGCCUCUUAGAACCUCCAGUUUCAGCCAUUCUUUACCACAUCAAACACCCACAUAUGGGGGCAGCAGUUUGGAUUUACGAUCUCUACGUAGUGGUGGUAGUUCUAUGCUUAGUCCACCUAGUCCAGGUGCAGGGAACAGAGUAGGUGGUCUUAGUGUGCCCAGCAGUCCUAUCAUGGGCAGCAAAUAUCAACAUUCACUUUUGGACAGACCUUCUAGUCCAUACAGGGAGACAGUGUCGAUAGCAAAGAGUUUGCCUCCUGACAGUCCAAGACUAGUGCGCAAAAACAUGGAAAGUAUAAGUAUGAGAGACCUUCCCCCUCCCAGUCCUUCUCUGUCACGCAAAGGCAUUCCUGGUUCUUCCAAAACUGCAUCAGAAAGUCCAUCACGAGUUCCUGAUAGCCCCCGUGCACCAACCCGCCGCAGAGUGGGUAGUGCAAGUUCCCCUGGUUCUGAAGACAAUCUCUUCUCCAGGCAGCUGCGGGAUCGUAGUCCUUCACCCUCUAGUUUUCAAGAACCUCCUCGUCGGCUGACUCCAGCCUAUAGCUAUGGAUCACUGUCCACUCCAUCUCAGAGUCCAAAAACUCAAAGAAAGGCACAUGGACUGAGAGAACGCAAAAAUAGCAUCACUGACAUCAGCGGCAAUCAAGAAGAACUAUUGGAUUACCAUCGAAGACAGAGAGAAGAGAGGCUAAGAGAACAAGAGAUGGAGAGACUGGAGCGACAGAGGCUGGAGACAAUUUUGAAUUUGUGUGCGGAAUACAGUAAGACAGAAGAAACCAGUCCGCCUGCUCAGCUACAAGAACCUCAGGCAUUUUCCUCAAUAGAUGCCAAAGUUGAAAGGACUUCACCUUUGGAUGCUCGAAGACCAUCGUGGGAUGGUAGUUUAGGAAGCAGCCACGAAAAUACCGGCAGCCUGAUGAAAUUGAGGGGAGGACACAAUGAGGAAGAAGCUCGCAAAGAGGAAAAUAGCAGCACAGAGAGUACUCAGCAUGAACACGAAGAUUCUUCACCAGCUGGAGAUGUAAACUCUGAACUGCGCACUCUGGAGGAACAGAGAAGAGCAACAAUAAACCGUGUGGAACAGCUGAAGAACAGAGUGACCGAACUUGAGAGACAAUUGCAAGAAAGUGCUCGAGAGGCAGAGAUGGAGCGUGCUCUACUUCAGGGAGAAAGGGAGGCUGAGCUCUCCCAGUUGCAGCAAGAACAGAGGAUGGUUCAGCAGCUACAAGACAAUCUUACUGCCCUGGAAAAUGAGAUUCAUAAGGAGAAAGAGAAGAUGCGAGAGAAGCUGGAGCAGCAGAGGAUGGAAAUGCAGAGUGUUCAGCUUUCACAUCAUGAUCUGCAGAGGCAACUCCAUAAUUGCCCCGAAGCUCUAAGGGAGCAGGUGCAGUGCCAGCUUACAAGGGAAUCUGACCGUCUAGAAUCUCAGAUGAAGCUGUUUGAAGAUUUGGAGUUCCAGCAGCUGGAAAAUGAGAGCCGCAUGGAAGAAGAGAGAGAAACAGCAAGUCAGCAACUACUGCACACCAAGGGAGAGUGCCAAAAAAGAAUUGCUCAUAGUAAAGAACGCCUGGCUGCACUGGAGCUUCAAGCCAAUCAAAUUAGAUUUCAGUCUGCACAGGAUGCUGAACGUCUUGGUCAGGAAAGAAGUGCCACUUUAGUACAGCUUCACAAGGAAAAGGAAAAGCUGGUUCAGCUGGAGCGAAGAUAUCAAACCCUGACAAGGCAGCGGGGUUUUUCCACUGGGUCAUCUGCUCUCAGGGAGUACAUCACCUUAGAUCAACUCCAUGAUAUACUGGGAAACAUGAUGCCAGGCACUACCAAUAGUGCUCUUCCUUCUGAAGGUUUUGAUGCAAAACCAAACCAUAGUGCUCAUUCCUGUGAAGAUCCGUCUUCUGUUCAUCACUGCUCUUCAUCAUCCUCCUCUUCUCCCUCCAUCUCCCUGGAGGUGAAUUCACAGAUUGAGGGUCAUUCUGCACCCAUUCCUCCUCUGACAGACUGGUAUCAGGAAUUUGCAUCUCUUCCCUCCAGCACUGUUUCUUCCUCCCCACCUCCCCUUCCUGCUAAGUCUCAUGCCUCUCGUAAGGCCCAGCAGAUUUCUUUGUCUCGAACAGAAAUGGAUGGUGGUAGAACACUGCCGAGGAUGAAAACAGUUUCUCCUGCUUCUUCCCACUUCUCGGUUUCUACUUUGGGAAGAAGUGUUUCACCAAAGAGUGCACCUUUGACACAAAAUGGUUCAGGAAGUCUUUCCCGUGGAUUGGCAGUCACUCUGCAGGAUAUUCAGAGUAAGAGGCAACUAGCACUACUUCAAAAAGGACAGCAAGUAAUAGAAGAACAACGCAAGCGCCUUGCAGAGUUAAAGCAGAAAGCUGUUGUUGAGGCUCAGUCGCAGUGGGAUUCUCUCCAUUCAACCCCUCAUCAAAGCUAUCUCCCGAUUAUGCAUCAUUCCAUUCUGCAUCACCAGCGGCCUUUGAACUCCCGUGAUGAUGACCCUGCACAUGGCUAUGACACUUUGAGCUUGGAGAGCUCCGACAGUCUAGACACUAGUGUUUCCACAGGGAACUCGGCGUGCUCUCCUGAUAAUAUGUCUAGUGCUAGUGGUCUGGACAUGCUGAAGAUUGAGGAAAUGGAAAGGAUGCUGCUGGAGGCUCAUGCAGAAAGAGCAAGGCUUAUGGAAUCCAGAGAACGUGAGGUUGAAGCACGCAGAAGAGCAUUGGAAGAUGAAAGGAAGAGGAGAGAGGAACUCGAGAGGCGUCUACAGGAUGAGACUGCUCACAGGCAAAGACUUGUAGAUAAAGAGGUCAAAAUGAGAGAGAAACAUUUUUCUCAGGCUCGUCCUAUGACUCGUUACUUGCCUAUUCGGAAGGAAGAUUUUGACCUCCGUACCCACAUUGAGUCUUCGGGUCACGUGGUGGACACAUGUUCUCAUGUAAUAAUAAAUGAAAAGAUGUGUCGCGGCUUUCUAACAAAGAUGGGUGGUAAAAUUAAGUCUUGGAAGAAGCGCUGGUUUGUCUUUGAUCGCUUGAAACGCACCCUAUCCUAUUAUGUUGACAAACAUGAAGCAAAGCUGAAAGGUGUCAUCUAUUUCCAGGCAAUAGAGGAAGUGUACUAUGAUCACCUGAGAAAUGCAGCAAAGAGCCCCAACCCUGCGCUGACGUUUUGUGUUAAGACCCAUGACCGGCUAUAUUAUAUGGUAGCUCCUUCUGCGGAAGCCAUGAGAAUUUGGAUGGAUGUAAUUGUUACAGGGGCCGAAGGUUACACUCAGUUUAUGAACUAAUGCAGGCGACAAUUCCAGCUUUCACCACUCCAUCAUUCUCCUCAGGACCCAGAA
Molecule: messenger RNA, 4226 nt
Organism: Nanorana parkeri
Lineage: Eukaryota; Metazoa; Chordata; Amphibia; Anura; Dicroglossidae
Gene: PHLDB1
Product: pleckstrin homology like domain family B member 1
Exons: 24
Coding region: 87-4172 (1361 amino acids)
Biological process (GO): regulation of microtubule cytoskeleton organization
Cellular component (GO): basal cortex
Molecular function (GO): protein binding
Source: RefSeq, a predicted model, not a curated record